Molecule: messenger RNA, 4175 nt
Organism: Momordica charantia (bitter melon)
Lineage: Eukaryota; Viridiplantae; Streptophyta; Magnoliopsida; Cucurbitales; Cucurbitaceae
Product: chorismate synthase
Source: RefSeq, a predicted model, not a curated record
UUCUGAUGGAUGUGGUUUAGGUUGAUGAACAGAGAUCAGAAAAGCCAGCACUCGAUUUCUCUCUCGCGUCCAUUACUCGGGAAAAUCCAUAGAUCAAAAACCCUAAGCUUCCAAUCCGUGAAGAAGCUCGUAUCCAUGGGGAUUUCUUUAUGAAUUAACUCGCGUUUUGGAUCCAGGUGUUCUGAUUUUUUUUCCAUGUACCAAAACCCUAGUUUCAAUUUCGAGCUAUCGGAUUGAACAAAACCCUAGGAUUUGUUGUGGUUCAACGUCUCUGAUUACGAGUAAUAACGAGAAUUUCGUUUGUGUUGGAUGGAUCAUACGGGAAUUGGAUUUGUGAUUUGUGGAAAGCGCGAUUCUACGUAAUAAUCUGUUUUAUGGGGUUGAGUUUUCAUUGAAAAAAGUGGUAAACGGGAGUUGGAGAUUGAUAAAAUUUCAGCGAGUCGGUUUGGGUGGAUGGAUUUUCACUUUUUGCUGGAUUUGUUGCGCAUUCAGCUGGAUCAAAGAUGGGAUUGCCUCUGAGUCCGCGUUUUUAAUUCUUCCCGACUUCAAUUAGCUUCGCUUGAAAAAUUAUAUUCGAGGACGAGGUGAUGGGGAGAAGUUGUCAGUGUGUUGCCUGCAUUGAAUUAAUUGGUUUUCUUUCAUGAACGAGUUGGUAUAGCAUCUAAUAAGUGUAGAAUUAGCUUGCGGCAAUUCUUAGGCGGCUUUGUUGAUAAACCUCUGGUUGUUGCUCAGUAAUCUGGCUCUGGUGCUGUUCAAGACUUUUGCAUAUUGAUCGACUGUGCUGGUAAUAUUGUUCAGGCCAAGCAUCGCAGAAUGAGCCUUAUGAAGGAUGAUUCGAACUCACACGAUCAGACCGCUACAAUAAAGCAUGAGUUGCAAAAGAAAUCCAAGAUUUCUUACACGAGAGAUUUCCUCUUGUCCCUGAGCGAAUUGGAUAUUUGCAAAAAGUUACCGAGCGGUUUUGACCAAUCAAUUAUCUCUGAAUUUGAAGACGCUUCCUAUGAUAGGCAAAGAAUUUCUGGAGGUUUGUCUUUGAAUAGUUUUAGGCGAAACGAGUAUGGUUCAUCACCACCCAGUAGGGCAGAAGCGAAUAAUUAUUCUCGUCGGAUACAUGGAAAGAGGGAAGUUCAUUCUUCGGGACGAAGUGAUAAAGAUAGUGAUUCACAAUCUGAUAGGGAUUCAGUGGAUUCUGGGUGGCGUUAUGGUGAUCAUUCUAGGAGGUCUUUGCAGGGUCCUGAACAUGAUGGACUUCUUGGCAGUGGUUCUUUUCCUAGACCAUCUGGAUAUGCUACAGGAUUUUCAGCGCCGAAGGUUCGAGCUAAUGAGCAAUACCAGCUCAACAGAAGCAAUGAGCCAUAUCAUCCACCUCGUCCUUAUAAGGCUGUAGCUCACCCCAGAGGGAAUAUUAAUGAUUCAUACAAUCAUGAAACUUUUGGUUCUUCUGAGGACACAAGUGAGGAUAGGGUUGAAGAGGAAAAAAAGAGAAGAGCUUUAUUUGAGUCGAUGAGGAAAGAACAACACAGGGCAUUUCAAGAAAGUCAGAAGUCAAAUCCUGUGAAGCAAAGAGAUGAGUUUGGCAUCAUGAUGCAGUUGGAUGAGUCUAAAGAUGAUAAGAAAUUGCUUAAUACAAGCAGUGGUUUUGAUGAAUCUAUCAUCUUACAGGCUUCAAAGAAUGAUCGAGAAAAACCUUUUCCAUCACAUACAACUGUAUCUAGGCCACUUGUGCCGCCUGGAUUCACGAGCAAUGUGUUGGAGAAAAGCUUUGGAACAAAGUCUUCAGUUAAUCCUCAUUUUCUGGAGGUUAAAGAUGAUGUUGUUGACAAGUCUUUGCAAACCAAAGAUGAGCAUUUGCACAAUGGAAUCUCUGAAGAUUUAGUGGAGAAAAAUUCAUCAGAGCAAAUGGGUUGCCCUGAGCAAUAUGGGAAAACAAGCAUUAAUGCUUCUGCUAACAACACUAGUGAAAAGAUUAUUGAUCUUUUUUCAGCUGUAGACAUGUCUAAUAAAACAACUGGAAUUGAUGUCGAAUCCCUUGAAAGUUCUUUGCAAGCUCUUCAAGCUUCUGAAAACAGAGCAGUUGCUGAUUGCAAGACUGAAAAGGUGCUGGCGAAUACAGCCAUUGGUGAAACAAGUCAAGUCCAUUCAUCUUCAAUCUUGGAAAAACUUUUUUGCAGUGCCAUAAAGUUAGAUGGCGGUGCUACUAAUUUUAUUGAGCAGCAUGAAAAUGAGAUGGAGGAUGCAUGUAGCCCUCAAAAUACGCAAUCUUCUAAAUUUGCUCACUGGUUUGUGGACAAUGAUGGGAAACAGGAGGAUGGCGUUUCACCUAAAAGGUCAAAUGACUUGCUUACUUUAAUUGUAGGUGGAGAAAAGGGUGGAUAUGACAUAUCUGAUGUUGCUUCUGAGCAAUCUCUGCCUACUGUUGCAUUUCAUGGUUAUGAAUCUGCAGAAAGUUAUAUCACAUCAAGUGAAACAUCGUCCAAUGCUCAGAAGACUGAGCCAUUUUAUGAUAAGAGUAAGCCAGAGGCUGUUUCUUCGAUCCUUACCUGUGAAGCCGUUGAACAGACACUGCUGUCAAAAAUGAGCGAAAAUGACUCAGCUUUGCAGCCGUCUGAUCAAAGAUGGAGUCAUUCUGAUGCUAAUAACAAGCAUCCAACUGGAAAAAGUGAUGAUCAUGCAUCACAACACCUUCUCUCAUUGUUACAGAAGGGUACGAGUCCGAUGAUUGUGGGAUAUGGCAGUGAUGAUGGUUGGAAUAUGGGCACUGGAAUUCACAAUAAAAAGGAGGAAAGUAGCCACAACAUUUCAAAUCCAGGCAAGACAUUAACUCUUGAAACACUUUUUGGGUCUGCUUUUAUGAAGGAGCUUCAGUCAGUUGGAGCUCCAGUUUCUGCACAAAGGGGUUCGUCGGGGUCCGGAAAAGUUGAUGUUUCAGAGUCUCAUGGUCCGAUCAUGGAUGAUGGUCUCUUGUCCAACAAUGAAAUUCGACCUAGUAUGAUUAAUCAUGAUCAUGGUGAUCAAAGGCAGCAAAAUCAACCAGAUUUAGUUCGUGGGCAGUGGUUAAAUCUGAAUGGCCCUCGACCUGAAUUGGAUUCUUCUCAUCCCCAAGCUAAGUUAGGACAUAAGAUUGGCGGUUAUGAUGGACCAGCUGAAAUGCCCUUUCCUGAAGAGGACAGUCUAAUCAUAAGCGAUUCUAUGAAUUUCCAAAACCUCAUUUCUAUCGGGAAUUCAAUUAAACCUCAACCACUGUUCUCACACCACACACAGGACAACAAUUCUGCAAUAUUUAACUCUGCCUUUAAGGAUGAAAGGCCUAGCAUGGGAGGUCUAGAAGGGCUGCCCUUUUCAGCUAGCCCCUUUGAUAGGAGGGAGACUGAAAUGCCACAUCGUAAAGCUCCUGUUCAUUCCUCCUUUCCCCAGCUUCAUCCCUCACAAGCGAAUAAUGUCAAGUUGUUUCAUCAAUUUGAAUCUCAUCCUCCUAACAUGAAUUCUCAGGGAGAGUUGCUGUUGCCAGAAGGAAUGGUUCAUCACGACUCACCAUCUAAUCACCAAUUUGUAGCAAAUAUGCUCCGUCCUCCUACCUCUGGAUUAUCCGGAUUUGAUCACUCUAUUCAUCACCCAAUGUUGCAGCAGAUUCAAACUUCAGUCAACCUUCCCCCACAGCAUCUACUACAAGGGUUAUCUAGAGGUGCACCUCCGCCUAUGACAAACAGAAGCGUUCCUCUACAUCCUCACUCUGUCAGAGGUAGUGCGGCACCUCCCCAACCCAACAACCAGGUUUCUGGUUUGGUGCAGGAACUGAAUUCAAUCCAAGGUUUUCAUAUCGGUCAGCGUGUGCCUAAUAUGGGUGGCCCCAGAAUACCCUCUCCAGCUCCUGGUAUUGGAGGCAACCAACCCGAUGCAAUUCAGAGGCUCAUCCAAAUGGGACACAGAUCAAACCCACCAAAGCAAAUUCAUCCUCUUUCUGCCAGUGGCCAUGGCCAGGGGAUUUAUGGCCACGAGUUGAACAUGGGUUAUGGGUACAGGUAAUUGUAACACUCUUACUUCCUUCAUACUUGCCCAAAUCCUUAAUUUCUCCGAUAGAGAAUGGACCCAAUAUGCUCCUCUUAGUAGGAUUGAGUGAGAAAUGUAAGUAAUGAAUCCUUCUUAUGUUUGUUUUGUCGAUUUGUCUUUUGCUGAUU